Egretta garzetta (little egret) is the source of this 1248-nucleotide messenger RNA. It is a transcript of the gene RNF115, whose product is annotated as ring finger protein 115. Gene Ontology annotation, molecular function: ubiquitin protein ligase activity. The record is from RefSeq and is a predicted model, not a curated record. The coding region runs from base 1 to 927 and encodes 308 amino acids. Gene Ontology annotation, biological process: protein ubiquitination; positive regulation of DNA-templated transcription; ubiquitin-dependent protein catabolic process. Gene Ontology annotation, cellular component: nucleoplasm; cytoplasm. The transcript is spliced from 10 exons. NCBI's taxonomy places the organism in Eukaryota, Metazoa, Chordata, Aves, Pelecaniformes, Ardeidae.
AUGGCGGGGGCCGUGCUGCUGCCACCCAGAGAAACCCGGCUGUGCUCCAUCCCACAGGGACGCAGGCAAAGGGCCCUGUCCUUGCUCCGGCGGGAAGCGGCAGCAGCAAGUUCUGAGGAGUACACUUGCCCGAGAUGCGAAUCUGGCUUUAUCGAAGAAGUCACAGAUGAUUCCAGUUUUCUAGACGGCAGUGGCAUAGACGACAGCCCGUCCACACAGUUUGCAGAGCUUUGGGACCAUUUGGACCACACGAUGUUCUUUCCCGACUUCAGACCCUUUCUGAGUAGCAGCUCACUGGAUCAAGACAGCAGGGACAACGAGAGGGGCCACCAAGCUCACGCCGACCUCUGGGGACCAAGCCGACCCCCGCGAUUGCCCAUGACGCGGAGGUACAGAUCCCGGGGCAGCUCGCGCCCCGACAGGUCUCCUGCUAUCGAAGGAAUAAUACAGCAGAUCUUUGCAGGGUUUUUUGCAAACUCAGCGAUUCCUGGCUCACAACACCCUUUUUCCUGGAGCGGGAUGCUGCACUCGAAUCCCGGGGACUACGCAUGGGGACAGAGUGGCCUUGAUGCCAUUGUCACCCAGCUCCUGGGGCAGCUGGAAAACACGGGACCACCUCCGGCCGACAAGGAGAAGAUCUCGUCUCUCCCGACGGUGACAGUAACUCAGGAACAAGUUGAUACGGGUUUGGAGUGUCCGGUGUGCAAAGAGGACUACACGGUAGCGGAGCAAGUGCGGCAGUUACCCUGCAAUCACUUCUUCCACAGCAACUGCAUCGUCCCGUGGUUGGAGCUGCACGACACGUGCCCCGUGUGCAGGAAGAGCUUGAAAGGGGAGGAUUCGACCCGGCAAACGCAAAACCCCGAAGCCUCAGCGAGCAACAGCUUUAGCAGCGAAAGCCAACUCCACGACCGAUGGACUUUCUGACGCUCGGGGGGGCUUCCCUGGGGGGCUCUGGCCGGAGGAUCGUUACCACAGAUGUACAUUGUAUUAUAAUUCAAACAAAAACAAACAAACAGAGUAGCAGGAAAUAUAGGGCAGGGGAGGGGGCCCACCCCGUGGUGUUACUGCAACGAGUGCUGUCUUUUCCCCGAAACUUUAAACGAGCGUCUCCGAGCGCGUCGCGUCUCCCUCGGAAUCGCCUCUUUAGUCCCAAAUUCAGGCUUUUGAGUGAUUUGACUUGAUUUUCUACUUGUGAAACCUUUACUUCAAACGUGGCCCAUCUGAAAGGGGGGGUGGGGGAGGUGG